Molecule: messenger RNA, 480 nt
Organism: Linderina pennispora
Lineage: Eukaryota; Fungi; Kickxellomycota; Kickxellomycetes; Kickxellales; Kickxellaceae
Product: cell division control protein 42
Exons: 4
Coding region: 1-480 (159 amino acids)
Biological process (GO): small GTPase-mediated signal transduction
Molecular function (GO): GTPase activity; GTP binding
Source: RefSeq, a predicted model, not a curated record
AUGCAGACGAUUAAAUGCGUGGUGGUGGGCGAUGGCGCGGUGGGCAAGACAUGCCUGCUAAUCUCAUACACGACCAACAAGUUUCCGUCCGAGUACGUGCCGACGGUGUUUGACAAUUACGCGGUGACGGUAAUGAUUGGCGAUGAGCCGACUACGACCGCUGCGGCCGCUGUCCUAUCCGCAGACGACGUGUUCCUGGUGUGCUUCUCGGUGACGUCGCAGGCGUCAUACGAGAACGUGCGGGAAAAGUGGUUCCCGGAGGUGCGCCACCACUGCCCGGGCGUGGAUCUGCGCGAGGACCGGGCGACGCUGGCGAAGCUGGAGGGGAACCGGCAGCGCCCGAUUUCGGUGGAGCUGGAGAGCUAUGUCGAGUGCUCGGCGCUGACGCAGAAGGGUCUGAAGAACGUCUUUGACGAGGCCAUUGUGGCAGCGUUGGAGCCGCCUGUGACGAAGAAGAAGUCAAAGUGUCUGGUGCUCUGA